Molecule: messenger RNA, 1225 nt
Organism: Sinocyclocheilus rhinocerous
Lineage: Eukaryota; Metazoa; Chordata; Actinopteri; Cypriniformes; Cyprinidae
Exons: 2
Source: RefSeq, a predicted model, not a curated record
AAAAACAGAGGAACAUUUGUGAUACAGGCAAGUCAAUCAUUCAUCAACAGGAAUUCAUUUUUGGAUGAAACCAAUAUAUUAGAGGAUCCCAACAGACCGGAAGGUUUGCAGGAAUUAAUAUCACAAACCCAACCAACACCUCUCAAUAUUGGUUCAGAUAAUGUUGCACAACAGCACAAGGCGCUAGAGAAUGAUUUUCUUCAUAAGAUAUUGACAGAAAACACCUAUCAUCCAGAAUGUUCACAAGAUGUGAGUGCCAGCCUUGUACAGGAACCCUCUGAAUUUACGUCAUCAGUGGCUGGUAAAGCCAAAAAACACAGAAAAGAUGAGGAAGAUAAAAUAAAAAAGAAGAAUGCUGCAUCAAGAGAAAAACCCAAAGCAUUAACAAAGAAACAAAACAGCUGUGCUGUGCGUAUGGAUGAAAAUGUGUUGACUGGAAGGCAAGAUAUGAUUGAUCUUCAGAAUGGAGCAGGAGACAGGUCUUUGUCUAAUACUUUACAGUUACCAGUAAUAUCUCACUGCUCAGCCUCAGAGGAGGACCUCAGGGAUGAAUGUAAUGCUGAAACCUUUGGAAUAAGCUCUCCUUCCUCUGUUGACAAGCUUGAUCAGACUAACCAUACUAACAUGGACUCUCUUAGCAUAAAUCUAGAUCAAACCAACCAAGCUCUUGAGGGCAGGUGCAGGAAAACAUAUGUUGUUUCAUCUUUACAUAAAUCCCCCAUUAAGAAAAAAACUGACAGUGGAGCUUCCAGCGACAUUUCUGAACAUGAUCUUUUUACUAAUGAAAUGGAUAAUGUUUCAUCUGUCAUUAACAGAAGCAUGUUUGUCAUGGAAAAAUAUAAUGUGACUUCAGAUGGUUUUAGUGGACACACAAAAAACCUUCAGUUCACAGAGGAGAGGCCUCCCUGGGAGACCCUUGAUGGUUACACUGAAACACUCUCAGAUGAAAGCUCUGCCCAUAGCCCUCAACCAGAGACCCGCAGUCAAACUAUGAACAUUUACCAGGACCAGGACCAGGACUCAGACUUGAGGCACCAAGCUCCAGAAGAAGGCAGGGUUAUGAAGAGUCUAACAAAUACAGAGCAUAACUCUGAUUUCGAGAGAACACGAAGAAGAGCAGCACCAGUCUCCUACAAAGAACCAGCCCUCAACUGGUGAGUUACACUCAAAUAAUAUCUCAUCUCAUCUUCCUCCGCUUAUCCGAGGCUGGGUCGUGUGGGCAGUA